CCAAACUUCCUUCGGAAAAAAAUAACCUAACGGUGGACGAGAUUGAAUUCCUAGCGUAUGGCCCACCGUUUAUUUGGAGUUUCUUAUUUUGUCUUAAAAAUGAGGAAUUUUGCAUUUUAUUUUUAUAAUAUUUUUGUUUUCUUGAAAAUGUUUAAGCCACCCGUUAACUGAUUUAGCCCUCUCCGUGAACCAGUUCUUUUCCUGUGGCUUCAAUGCCUUUUCACCCUUCUGAGUGUUGCUUUGUGCAUAACGGGUUUGAGAUAGGGAAGAAUCAAAUUCUAACAACUGUCAUUUGUACCUAAACUACUUUUAAGCUUUACCUACGGUUUUGACGACUUAGCAUGAGGUCAAGGUUCUAGGCUAAGUUGUUUUCAUGAUUGACCGGCUCUUACCUGAUCUAGUGUUGUCUCCCUUCAAAGGCACUGACAUGGCAGCCGGAUUGGUCAUGCAUAAAUUGUGAUAGUUCUAAGUCACUUAUGCUUUGGUUGGUAACAGUGUCAAAUUCUGGAAAUGUUACUAAUGUAGAAGAGGCCAGAAGAAUUUAGAUCCUAGAUAUUUCUGGGUGAGCAGCUUAUGGUAGCAAGUAUUGGCAAAUAUUUUGCCAGCAUCAGUUUGUGUUUUUUUUUACUAGUUAUUUUAGAGUUUCUUUCUUUCUCUCUCUCUCUUUUUUUUUUAUUGGUUGGUGUUAAAAAGAUACAUGUAUGUGCCAUUUAAAAGCCUCUAAAAUGUUCUGCUUGUUCCAUUUAGCUAAGGUAUGAAAGGCAGUAUUACCCUAUUUUAUAGACAAAGAAGUCAAACCUACAUGCCUGAAGUUUUAGGCCUUUCAGUUUCCCAUGUAUAAAUUAGAGUUGAUGCUUGCAAUAGUCCUUUUCUCAUUAUUGUUCUGAAAAGAUGAGCAAAACUGAAUUACUCUCAUAUUUUUCUUUUUCUUGUCCCUUCCAGGUAUGUGAAAAGGGAAAAUAACCUCAUUCCCCAAAAUAUUUUUUAAAUCCUAGAUCCCUUUUAAAAAUUUUCAAGUGUUUGGAUACUUAAAGAAGAUUAUUUGAAGACUGCUUUUGGAAUCAAAUAGCAUGGAUCCCAGCAGUGACUACCAUUUCCUCAAUCAGAUUUUGUGGAGAAGGGUGAAACUCACGUUGGUUUGUGGCAUAUUUGAGGGAGUACUCCAGCAUGUGGACCCUAACAAGAUUGUUGUCCUGAAGAAAGUGGAACUACUGGAUGAAGUAGAACAAGGUGUGAUGAGAGAAAAGGCAUCUUCUGUCAGUCUAAAUACAGAAAGAACCAGGAUGGAUAAAGGUGAAGACCUAAACAUACGUGAGCCUCUUUCUCCUGCCUCUGAGGCACUAACCACCUCUCUGCUGAGUGACCUCAGGUACAGCCCAUCAGAGGAAGAGGAGGUGACAUAUACAGUCAUUGAUCAAUUCCAGCAGAAGUUUGGUGCUGCAAUGCUCCACAUUAAGAAGCAGAGUGUCCUGAGUGUGGCAGCCGAAGGUGCUAAUGUGUGUCGUCAUGGGAAACUAUGUUGGCUUCAGGUGGCCACAAAUAGCCGAGUUUACUUAUUUGACAUUUUCCUUCUGGGAAGUCGUGCUUUCAACAAUGGACUUCAGAUGGUGUUAGAAGACAAGAGAAUUUUGAAGGUUAUCCAUGAUUGUCGUUGGCUUUCUGAUUGCCUCUCUCAUCAGUAUGGAAUUUUGCUGAAUAAUGUCUUUGACACACAGGUAGCAGAUGUCCUUCAAUUUUCCAUGGAAACGGGUGGCUUUCUUCCAAACUGCAUCAGUUCUUUACAGGAGAGUUUAAUCAGACACCUUAAGGUAGCCCCUAAGUAUCUCUCCUUUCUGGAAGAAAGACAAAAAUUGAUUCAGGAAAAUCCAGAAGUGUGGUUCACACGACCUCUUUCACCUUCCUUACUGAAAAUUUUGGCCCUGGAAGCUACCUACCUACUGCCCCUUCGUUUGGUACUCCUGGAUGAGAUGAUGUCUGACCUAACCACCCUUGUGGACGGGUACCUAACCACCUACCGGGAAGGGUCUGCAGACCGCCUUGGGGGGACAGAGCCUACGUGUAUGGAGCUUCCAGAAGAACUGCUUCAGCUCAAGGACUUCCAGAAGCAGCGCAGAGAGAGAGCUGCAAAAGAAUAUAGGGUGAACACACGGGGCCUCCUAAUAAGGACAGUGCUACAUCCAAAGAAAUCAGUGACAGAGACCGUGGGGAAAGUAGGGGUUUCCUUACUUUGUAAAAACUCUAUGCUAGAUGAAACUCCAAGUUUUACAUCUCAUCAGGAUGUAAAUUUGCUGAAAGAAGAAUCUAAAAAUAAGCAAACUCCGACAGAACCUCAACAUCUACCUCCCAUGAAGGAAGAAACCAGUGAGGAUUGUAUCAACAAACUCAUUUGCUCUGAGUCAGAGAUACCCAGACAGGAGUUUCAGACAAAUUUAUCUUUGAAAGAGGAGAUAGAACAGUUAAUGAUGGUGGAAAACAAGGAAGAUCUAAAAUGCACAAAACAAGAUGUUUCAGUGUCUCUUUCCCUUCCUCAGGAAACCGGAGUGUCUCCAAGUGACACCUUUCAUCCUCUUAGAAAAACUGUGCUUCCCACACUUCCUCCCUGUCCGGCCUUGGAGAAAACAGAUUCUUGGAUAAAUCUCUCUCCAAAUUUAUCUUAGAGAUGCACUACUUAUUCUUGAGACCAUGAAGGUGGCUCAUUUCCUCUACCAAUAAGGCCUUCCUCAGUGCUUAAGUUUGUCAUGUUGUAAAUUUAGUUUUGCCUCACUCACAAAGAAAGGAAGGCUUCAGCAAAAAUUAUAUCCUGUUGCUUACUCCUCAUGCCUAGAAUUUUAUUAGAAGGGAAUGAAUAAGUUAAAUGGAAGAAGUAAAUGUUUUGAUUAUGUCACUGUGCAAAAAUGUUCCCAGUGGUCAGAGUGAAUGAUUUCUCAUAAUUUGCGUUUAGAGGAUUUGAGGAGGGGAAAAAUCCUGGCCUUAGUAUCUGGAAGAAUCUAUACUUUUAAACUUUUUUUUUUUUUUUAACGUAAGCUCUAUGCACUAAGUGGGGUUCGAACUCACAAUCCCAAGUUCAAGAGUUGCAUGCUCUACCAAUUGAGCCAGCCAGGUGCCCCUACUUUUAAACUUUUGUUGUAUUUUUUGGUUUGAAAGGGAUUGGUAAAACUUCUAAGGGUAAGUUUAAAAAAAUUGUCACCUGAUAACUACCAGUACUAUUUUUCUUUUUUUUUUAAAUACUAACUCUAAUUUAUCAAUUAUAUAUCAAAAAAGCUGAAAAAUACUGACUUUAGUCUUGAACUUUAAUGUUUUGUCUGUCUUAUGUCAUAGACAAACACUAGUUAAUGUUAUUACAGGAAUCAAUAUCCCAGUUUUAAUUUCUUUUGAUUCCAUUUACUUUUAGAAGGUCUGUCCAUUUUUGUAACAAAGCAGAGACUUCUUUUGAGUACGUCUGUUAUGUAAACUUGAAGUUUGAUUCCCCUCUAUUUUCCUGGAGUUGGCAUACUUUCUUUUGUUUUUUUAUUAAAAAUUUUUUUUUAAUUUUAUGUAGGCUCCACACCCAGUGUGGGGCUCGAACCUAUGACCCUGAGAUCAAGAGUCACAUUCUCUACUGAUGGAACCAGCCGGGUGCCCCAGUUUGGUAUACUUUCUUAGGGUAAAAGGAAGGCAACUUGUACUAAGCCCUUUUUAUAUUGAAUACUUGCAAGUUGCUCACAUUCUUUUGUGUACAAUGACCAAUAAACCUGUUG
This is a messenger RNA of Zalophus californianus (California sea lion), 3737 nucleotides long. It is a transcript of the gene EXD1, whose product is annotated as exonuclease 3'-5' domain containing 1. NCBI's taxonomy places the organism in Eukaryota, Metazoa, Chordata, Mammalia, Carnivora, Otariidae. Gene Ontology annotation, biological process: nucleobase-containing compound metabolic process. The coding region runs from base 1071 to 2657 and encodes 528 amino acids. The record is from RefSeq and is a predicted model, not a curated record. The transcript is spliced from 10 exons. Gene Ontology annotation, molecular function: nucleic acid binding; 3'-5' exonuclease activity.